Mixia osmundae IAM 14324 is the source of this 2693-nucleotide messenger RNA. RefSeq lists its product as uncharacterized. Gene Ontology annotation, molecular function: phosphatase activity. The record is from RefSeq and is a predicted model, not a curated record. The transcript has 5 exons. NCBI's taxonomy places the organism in Eukaryota, Fungi, Basidiomycota, Mixiomycetes, Mixiales, Mixiaceae. Gene Ontology annotation, biological process: dephosphorylation. Bases 91 to 2337 code for a protein of 748 amino acids.
AUUAAUUCAGUCGCGUUGGCUGCUGCUGUCGUGUCGUGUCGUGGCGCCGCUUGGCCUGCCAGGUCGAAGGAGAGUCCUGCUCGAGCGAGCAUGGACGUCCUCAAGCUGACUCGGGUCGAACGGGUCACACUAUACGACGGCCUGGCGGUGACGAGCUCAUCGAGAACAUAUCAACCCUCACGAGCUUGCUCGCUCCACCUGACCGAGCAUCAUGUCAUCCUCCGCUUCGACGAGGCGACAAGUCUCCCCGACUCCCAGGAGUUAUGGAUUCCUCACCCCCUGGUCGCCGUUCUCGCACUCCAUCCAGCCUCACAAGAUCGUACAGCUCCUCUCAUCGUUCGCACGCGAGACUUUCACACGAGGACACUCGUCCUGCCAACCUAUGAACAAGGCCUCGCAGUCUGGGAAUCCAUACGCGCCGUCGUCGCCGCUACCAAGCUCAAGUCGCUCUAUGCCUUCUCGAACGGCAACCUGACCGAGGCGGGCAAGGACGCCCAAGGAUGGAACCUAUACUCGCCCUCGGCAGAAUACGCUCGGAUGGGCCUCGGCAGGAAGGACGCGCGGAGUGCUGCCUGGCGCUGGUCAGAUGUCAACAAGUCAUAUGAGUUCUGUCCGACCUAUCCGAGCCAGCUGGCAGUACCUGCGACCAUCAGCGAUUCUACACUCAACUACGGCAAAGGCUAUCGAAGCAAACAACGCGUUCCUGCCCUCGUUUAUCUGCAUUGGUCAAACCUGGCGUCUAUAACGCGCUCGUCGCAGCCCAUGGUUGGCCUCAAAAACGCAAGAUCUAUCCAAGACGAAAAGCUAGUGGAAGCCAUUUGUCGUUCUCACGCGAGUCACACAUUGCCCAGCACUGCGCCGCGAACGGAGAAUAGCGUCAUCUAUGGCGCGACUGCGACCAAUCUCAUCAUAGACGCAAGGCCUACCACCAACGCCAUGGCAAACGUCGCAAAAGGUGCCGGUACCGAGAAUAUGGAACACUACAAGGCCUGCAAAAAGGCCUACCUCGGCAUUGAUAACAUACACAUCAUGCGAGCUUCUCUUGCCGCCGUCAAUGAUGCUCUCUGGGACGCAGAAACGACCGGCGUCCUCUCUCGGCGCGCCCUCAGAAAAUCGGGCUGGCUCAAGCAUUUGACGGCCAUACUCGAGGGCGCUGUGCUCAUUGCGCGCAACGUUCACAUCAACAACUCUCAUGUGCUCGUGCAUUGCUCGGAUGGCUGGGAUCGUACCUCGCAGCUAUCGGCAUUGGCGCAAAUCUGCCUCGAUCCAUACUACCGCACCAUGGAAGGCUUCGCUGUGCUGGUCGAAAAGGACUGGCUUGCAUUCGGGCACAAGUUUGGUGACCGAGCAGGACAUACAGUACCAGAUCGGACCCAAUUCAUGCUAGCUCCUGGCGACGGCCAAUCGGCCCAAGCAGCCUUCCUGGCGUCAGUUCAGAAAGGCAUCACGUUCUCGUCUUCUCACGUGAAGGAGACUAGUCCUGUCUUCCAUCAGUUCUUGGACUGUGUAUACCAGCUUGUCCGUCAGUUCCCCCAUCGGUUCGAGUUUGGGUCAAAAUACCUACAAAGGCUCCAUUUCGAGCUGUACAGCUGCCGCUACGGCACCUUCCUGUUCAACUCGGAACGGGAGCGAUAUCUAGAGCGUAGCGCUGUCAGCACACAGUCUGUGUGGACCAUCUUUCGGGGCGAAGCUCGGGGCGAAUAUCUCAACACGGCGUACGAGGCUGAGCGUGACACGCCAGCAGCUCGGUUGCGCGACGAUCAGGGAGUCAUCUUACCCAAUCCUAAAGAAGUUCGCUUCUGGCACGAGCUGCUCAACAGGACCGAGGAUGAUGUCAGGAUAGACCUCGCCACUGAUGAGGACGAAGGUGAGGCCAUGGAGCCAGAGCUCGUCGGUCCAAUCUCUGGCAGUCAAGUCGAUCCCGUUUUGGCUCCAAUGAUACCUAUUCGAGCAGCUGUGAACAGCGACGUCCCUUCACGCACCAAUAGCCCGAGACCGACUAGCUAUGUCCAUGCUGCACAACCACAGCUUCAGAACGCCCUGGAGAGUGCCUACAAGUUUGGAGGAUCGGCUUGGAACUCGAUCAGACAGGGUUAUCAGGAUUUUGCUCGCGAGAUUGCCACGCCUCCGAACGAGGCAACGCAUCAUGCGACAGAUCUCCAAGACCUCAGCAGCAAUCCCUGGAUGAGCGAAGCGCGCUCUGCGCCCAAGCGAGCUCCUCAGACGGGCCUGAACGGCAAUCUGCCAAGCCCUGUCUCGACGGGGCUGCCGCGAGAGACGGUCGACACAAACAGACGCUCAAGCAGCGCGAAUGGGUUCAAUCCGUGGGCAGUGUGAUGCGCUACAGGCAGUGACUUGUCUGCUGGACCAACAGCUGCAAACAACAACAGAGCACCGGAAGUAGCACAGACAACACGUGGUCCUUGCUGACUGCGCACAUCUACCGGAGGUCGUGGACUCUGAAGGCCAGAUCAUCAACGAUGCGAAGAUGGCCUUGACCGUGCGCGUCGGUAUAGAGAGGCAGUGCAGCAUGGGGAUGGAAAAGGUCCUGCGAUGACUUGUCAGCAAGCUCGAGCAGAAGAGGAUCUGCGCAGACUGACCUUCGCUCUGCAAUGCAAGAUGGUCUGCAGACCUGGUGGAUCGGUGAGACGAAAGUAGCCGAGAUCUGGCUUCGACUUUGGACUGCAAACGAC